UGCUGGACAUCUGUGCGGCGUUGAAGGACCCCAAGGCCUCGGCCCAACUCUUCGUCGGGAUCGUUUGCUAUUCAACACUCAACUAUCACGGCUACUGGAGGUCCAAUGGUUGAGAUCGAGUCGUGAGCUCAGGAGGCAGCUGUCAAAUAGCGGAUUAUUUUUUGGAUUAAGUGUAAACAGGAGAGCCGUGAAAGUAGCGCGCGACCCGGCGGCUCAUCCACUCAUCACCCGAGCGGCGGGAAGCGGGCUUUUCUGAAAUGUUCGCCUGGAGGGAGGAGAGCCCCGGCGGCAGGCCCCAGGAUACUCGACCAUAAGGGUUAAAAGCUAGCCGAGUUAGCCGAUACAUUUCAACUGUUUUUAUACGUGCCUCGCAGCGGAUCUCUUUUACUUUGCUUCGCGUCCGUGGUCGCCCACACUUUGUUGUUGUUCAGGGGAAACACCUUUCGUUCGGGGGAACAGUUAUUUCGUUCCUGGGAAACUUGGUCAAAGUUGUUUAUUUUCCGUUACUGAAUCGUUAAUGCACUAAACAGCAGACUUCAGCCGCCCUCGGAGUGUCUUUAAACGCAGUAUUUGACUUCCUCUUUGUACACAUUUCAGUUUCUCGUGCCGUUUACGCGACUCUGACAGUCACUCUGUCGUUGUUAUUGUUUCGCCGCGACCUGAGGACUGACCACAAAGCGUCCCGAUGGAGGAAAAUGACAACAUGGACUAUUUUUACCAGCAGGUUUUGCAGAAGGACGUGACCCGGCGGCUGCAGGUCGGCCCGGAUCUCAUAGACUACCUGAGCGACCCGCAGAGGUCCUGGGAUGUGGAGCAGGACAAACCCCGCCUGGACAAAACCAUAGAUGAGCUGACGGGAUGGGUCAACUCCAGCAAUUACAAGGUUGCAUUGCUGGGGAUCGAUAUCGUCAGCGCAUUUGUGGACCGGUUGACAGAACGCUUCAGAAGUUAUAUCAUCACAGUGGUGCCUGCAUUAGUUGACCGUUUGGGUGAUGCGAAGGAUCAGGUUCGAGAACAGGCACAAGCACUCAUUUUGAAGCUGAUGGAGCAGACGGCAACACCCAUGUAUGUUUGGGAGAGGCUGUUUUCUGGCUUCAAACACAAAAACUUCCGCAGUAGAGAGGGACUCUGCUUGUGCUUGGUUGCCACUCUAAAUGCUUACGGUGCUCAGCCCUUAAGUUUGAGUAAAUUUGUUCCACAUCUCUGUUCGCUAACAGGAGACCAAAACCCCCAGGUACGGGAGGCAGCUAUGACAAGCCUAGUGGAGGUGUAUCGGCAUGUAGGAGAGAAAGUGAGAAUAGACCUCAACAAAAGAGAUCUACCAUCUGCACGGUUACAGAACAUUUUGAGCCGUUUUGAUGAAGUACUGAAUUCAGGGAACAUGGCUCUCAGCCUGAGUCAAGAUCGUAGUUUUGACGAUGAUGACUCUGUGGAUGGAAGCAGGCCGUCAUCGGCUCAGGCACCGUUUAAAGUGCCCAAAGUACCCAAGAAACCUGGAGACUCUGCCAGCAGUUCCAGACGACCCAGUGCCACUGGAGCUGCCAAGACAGGUGUCUCUAAGGAGGGGGCAGGAGCUGUGGAUGAGGAGGAUUUCAUCAAAGCAUUCACAGACGUCCCCACGGUUCAGAUCUACUCCACACGAGACCUGGAGGAUAAUCUGAACAAGAUCCGUGAGGUGCUGUCUGAUGAUAAACACGACUGGGACCAUAGAACAAGCGCGCUAAAGAAAAUCCGAUCUCUGCUGGUUGCCGGGGCAGCAGACUAUGAUUGUUUCUACCAGCACCUGCGUCUAUUGGAUGGCGCAUUUAAGCUGUCGGCAAAAGACCUGCGUUCUCAGGUGGUGCGGGAGGCUUGCAUCACAGUGGCGCAUCUUUCCACACUAUUAGGGAAUAAGUUUGAUCAUGGUGCAGAGGCCAUUGUUCCAGUGCUCUUCAAUCUUAUCCCUAACUGUGCCAAGGUGAUGUCCACAUCUGGCACAGCAGCCAUACGCAUCAUCAUACGGCACACUCAUGUUCCACGUCUAAUUCCUCUCAUCACUAGUAACUGCACGUCAAAGUCUGUAGCCGUCCGGAGGCGCUGUUAUGACUUCUUGGAUCUUCUGCUGCAGGAAUGGCAGACUCACUCUCUGGAGAGGCAUGUGGCUGUGUUGAUAGACAGUAUUAAGAAGGGAAUCAAAGAUGCAGACUCAGAGGCUCGAGUGGAGGCCAGGAAGGCAUACUGGGGGUUGCGGGCUCAUUUCCCUGGGGAGGCGGAGUCUCUGUAUAACUCAUUAGAAUCGUCCUAUCAGAAGACACUUCAGUCGUAUCUAAAGAGCUCGGGCAGUGUGGCGUCCCUGCCACAGUCGGAUCGCUCGUCCUCCAGUUCGCAAGAAAGCCUUAAUCGGCCGCUGUCAAAGUUGCAUACACAUUUUGUUGGUGUGUUUGUUAUUUUAGUGCCUGCCGGUUCAAAAUCAUCAGGAUCUCCAGGCUCUUUGCAGCGUUCCCGCAGCGAUGUGGAUGUCAACGCAGCCGCCGUUGCUAAAGCCAGACAUGGUGGACAGGCUGGAGUGGCCGGCCGAGUCACGACAGGCCUGGCCCCUGGAUCAUAUGCAUCUCUCGAUGAUGCCUCUGAUAAGGAUGGGCGACUACGGACUAAGCAGACUUUAUCAACUGCAUCUAGUGUAGGGAGCAGUCAGGUCGACUCAAGAGGGCGGACCAGAUCAAAAAUGGCAUCUCAGUCACAACGUUCCGACGAUUCUGAUUGCACGCCAGGAUCACAGUCUGCUACCCCUGUUGGUGCGGGUUCUCGCUCAGGUUCCCCAGGCCGGGUUUUGACCAGCACAGCUCUGAGCACACUCAGUACAGGAGCUCAGCGUGUGAGCGCAGCACCAGGCUCCCACCGCCGAAGCCGGAUCCCACGCAGUCAAGGCUGCAGUCGAGACUCCAGCCCCACGCGCCUGUCUGUUGCUCCUUCAAACAUCAGCCACAUCUACAAUGGAUCAAAAGGAGCAAGGGGUAGUCGUAUACCACGACCUAGUGUGAGUCAGGGCUGCAGUCGUGAGGCCAGCCGAGAGAGCAGCAGAGACACCAGCCCUGUGCGCUCCUUCACGCCGCUCGCAUCCCGGCAUUAUUCGCGCUCAACUGGUGCUCUUCAUGCCCCAGAUGCCUUUGGGGCAGCAGGUUCUGGGUUGGGUAUGUCUCAGUCCAGUCGUCUCUCAUCUUCAGUUAGUGCCAUGAGAGUGCUGAACACUGGAUCAGACGUGGAGGAAGCCCUGGCAGAUGCUCUGCUAUUAGGAGAUAUGCGGGGCAAGGUUAAAAAACCAGCUAGGCGGCGGUAUGACACCUAUGGGAUGUACUCGGAUGAUGAUGCAAAUAGCGAUGCCUCCAGUGCGUGUUCAGAGCGUUCGUACAGCUCCCGGAAUGGCAGUAUUCCAACAUAUAUGCGGCAGACUGAAGAUGUGGCUGAAGUGCUUAAUCGCUGUGCCUCUGCCAACUGGUCUGAGAGAAAAGAAGGGCUGAUGGGAUUGCAGGCGUUGCUGAAAAACCAGCGAACGCUCAGCCGUGUUGAGCUGAAGAGGCUGUGUGAAAUUUUUACUAGGAUGUUUGCAGACCCACAUAGCAAGCGUGAUUCCAGAGGCUUCGGCACGGCAGAAUCCGGUAUCAGUUCUGCCUCUUUUAAGAGAGUGUUCAGCAUGUUUUUGGAGACACUGGUGGACUUCAUUGCAGUUCAUAAGGAGGAUCUGCAGGACUGGCUCUUUGUGCUGCUCACACAACUGCUGAAGAAAAUGGGAGCGGAUCUGCUCGGCUCAGUACAAGCCAAAGUACAGAAAGCCCUAGACGUCACAAGAGAAUCUUUUCCGAAUGAUCUGCAGUUCACUAUCCUAAUGAGAUUCACAGUUGACCAAACACAGACUCCCAACUUAAAGGUGAAGGUGGCCAUUUUGAAGUACAUAGAAACACUGACCCUACAAAUGGAGCCACAGGAUUUUGUCAACUCGAGCGAAACCAGACUGGCAGUGUCGCGAAUCAUUACGUGGACGACCGAACCCAAGAGCUCUGACGUCAGAAAGGCAGCGCAGUCAGUGUUGAUCUCACUAUUCCAGCUGAACACACCAGAGUUUACAAUGCUUCUAGCUGCACUGCCUAAAACCUUUCAAGAUGGAGCCACCAAAUUGUUGCAGAACCACCUACGUAACACUGGGAACGCAGCCCAGGCUCCAAUGGGAAGCCCACUCACCCGACACACUCCAAGAUCACCAGCCAGUUGGUCGAGCCCUUUAACCUCCCCUACCAACACAUCACAAAACACACCUUCACCAAGUGCAUUUGAUUAUGAUACUGAGAACAUGAACUCUGAGGAGAUCUACAGCUCCCUGAGAGGAGUCAGUCAGGCCAUCCAGAACUUAAGUGUCCGCAGCCAGGAAGACAUGACUGAGCCACCGCGAAAAAGAGAUGGAGAUGGUGGAGAAGAGGGUGGUGAUCAACCCACAGACUCUGGUCGGACGGCGCUGGAUAACAAGACCUCUCUGCUAAAUACUAUGCCGCUCCUCUCCUCGAGUCCCCGCCCAGCAAGGGAAUACCAGCCAGGCAGUUACUCUGACUCCUCCUUCAGCUCCUCCCCUUUUAAUAAAAGCCUGAAAGAUGCAGACCAAGAUGCAGAGUCCUUCACUGAUGACAGUGGUGUGGACCAGGCUGAGGUGGUUGCUGAGCUCCUAAAGGAGCUCUCGAAUCACAGCGAGCGGGUGGAAGAGAGGAAAGCUGCGCUAUGUGAGCUAAUGCGGCUGAUUAGAGAAACGCAGCUACAUGUUUGGGACGAGCACUUCAAAACCAUCCUCCUGCUACUCCUAGAAACACUUGGGGAUGGAGAGCAUGUCAUUCGAGCAUUAGCACUGCGGGUGUUGAAGGAGAUCCUAAACAGGCAGCCGUGGCGCUUUAAAAACUAUGCUGAACUCACCAUUAUGAAGACCCUGGAAGCACAUAAAGAUCCACACAAAGAGGUGGUACGGGCUGCAGAAGAAGCGGCGUCUGUGUUGGCGACCUCAAUAAGUCCCGAUCAGUGUAUUAAGGUGUUGUGCCCCAUCAUCCAGUCUGCAGAUUACCCCAUCAACCUGGCUGCCAUCAAGAUGCUCACCAAAGUCAUUGACCGGCUACCCAAAGAGGGUCUCAUUCAAAUGCUCCCUGAGAUCGUCCCUGGGCUCAUUCAGGGUUAUGAUAACUCUGAGAGCAGUGUACGAAAGGCGUGUGUAUUUUGCCUUGUGGCCAUCUAUGCUGUCAUUGGAGAGGAUCUGAAACCUCACCUCAGCCAGCUGUCUGGCAGCAAGCUGAAACUGUUGAAUUUGUACAUAAAGCGAGCUCAGAGCGGCUCCAGCGGAAGCGACCAGUCUUCAGAUGUGGGAGGGCAGGGCCUGUAGCCGUGCUGUCACCAUUCAGAACUACAGGGGAACCCUUGCUGGAUUUUUAACUCACAUGCAUACACAAAUACCUACACGCUUGCCUACAAAUACACAAAGUCGCAUGCACCUACACUGCUGGACACCCUCCUCCAACCCCACACACCUUCCAGUGGGACAUGCAGCGAGGAGCAGCGUCGGACUGAAACUCUUCCUCCAAACUAGGAUCACCGUCACUCCGUGUGCAUGUCUGAGAAACCACUAUCUGUGGCACAGAUGGUGGACUGCUGAUGUAGUUUUGUUGCCUUGUCAAUGAGAUGAUCAUGUGUGCGAGUAUCUGUGUGUGUGUGUGUGUGUGUGUCAGACAGGGGGUGGGGGUGGAAACCCAGCAGAAAGAGGGGGAUGUUGUGGGUGUCAUUUUGUGCAACAUGGAAAUCAUUUCUUUUUAUCAAAGAGCUUUUGAGAAACUCAGAUUUUUAAGAUGAAGUUCAAAACUUCUUGGUCUGAGCGACGUGUCAUUAACGUUCCUAAUUGCUCACUAUCGAUUAUUAUUAAUGGUCAUAUCAGUUCAUAACAGUGAGCGGUUGGUCCAGCUUGCUCUAUUAUAAGGCAUUCUUUCUUGGCUUUAUGCAUGUCAUGAAUAAAACUGAACCUUUUUAUCUGGUUGCGUACAUGGCUUAAUGGGCCACGCGGCAGUCGUCCUGCACACCCAAGAUUCUCAUCGCAGUGAGGCCACAUGUGAUACCACACCACAUAGGCAAUAUGUAUCUAUAUAUAUAUAUACACCAUAAAGGAAUAUUCAAGAAGAUCUUGUGAUGUCCUGAGGGCGUGUGGAUUCUUUUAAGUAGCAUAGUGUCAACAUUCUCUGAUGGGAAAUUUGUAGAAAUGUAUUUACGCAUCCAAAUGCCGCAACUGUCUCGUCACUUCUUUCCUGUAGUGUCGGUCUUUCUCCCAACGUGAGGAAGUUCUCUUUCUUCCUGCUGCAUUUCUAGAACUGUGCUAAUGAUAAAAUUAAAAUAAAGAAAAUGUACAGUAAUGAA
Molecule: messenger RNA, 6408 nt
Organism: Cyprinus carpio (common carp)
Lineage: Eukaryota; Metazoa; Chordata; Actinopteri; Cypriniformes; Cyprinidae
Product: CLIP-associating protein 2-like
Exons: 44
Coding region: 686-5389 (1567 amino acids)
Biological process (GO): mitotic spindle assembly
Cellular component (GO): spindle microtubule; mitotic spindle; cytoplasmic microtubule
Molecular function (GO): microtubule binding
Source: RefSeq, a predicted model, not a curated record